GAAUUAAUGAGGUUCAUGCACUGUAGCCUUGUAAUGGUUUCCUAUGCCUGACAGAUGGCGAUUGGGUAUUACAUAUCGGUCAGCUGUGAGGCUAAUUAUGGUUAAUCGGCUCCAGUUAAUACGAAGAGAAUGUUUACGUAAGUUGCAGCUCAUUUCAUAAAACUUCCGCCUAAGUCACAAGUGAAAGAUAAGCGAAAAUAAGGGUCCAUUGUACAAGCACUGACCUCUAUUAUUGAUAAGAAGAACUGCACAGCUGAAUGUAUUGAGUAAAUAGCUAAUAGAAGUUCACAGUCAUGUUCUCUGCACUAAAACGUCUUACUGGGAAGGCAGAAGGUGGCAAUAAUGUCCCCAGGCCUGGUCAUCUAUCAAUGUCACAUAGUCUACAGAGAAAGUUUGCCAAAGGAGUGCACUACAAUAUGAAGUUAAUAAUCAAAGGUGACCGAAAUGUUGGCAAAACCUGCUUAUUUCAUAGGCUACAAGGACAGAAAUUUAUUGAAGAAUACAUCCCAACAGAAGAGAUUCAGGUGGCCAGUAUCCAGUGGAGUUAUAAAGCUACUGAUGACAUAGUGAAAGUAGAAGUGUGGGAUGUUGUUGAUCGAGGUAAAAAGAAGCGAUUUGAUGGACUAAAACUUGACAACAGCCAACUUGAGGUGCCUGAAGAGCCUGCUUUAGAUGCAGAAUUUCUUGAUGUGUACAAGGGCACUAAUGGUGUCAUACUUAUGAUGGACAUUACAAAGAGUUGGACAUUUGAUUACGUGCAGCGUGAGUUACCUAAAGUACCGUCUCACAUUCCCGUAUUAGUACUUGCUAACCACUGUGACAUGGCCCAUCACAGGACAGUGACUUCUGAUCAUGUGACAUAUUUCAUUGAGAGCCAAGAGAGAGCACCAAGGUCAGCUCAAGUCCGCUAUGCGGAGUCAUCAAUGAGAAAUGGAUUUGGAUUAAAACUGUUGCACAAAUUUUUCAAUUUGCCUUUUCUGCAGUUGCAGAAAGAGACUUUGUUAGGUCAGCUUGAGACAAAUGAGCAUGAGAUUCAGCUCACAACACAAGAACUAGAUCUGUAUCAGGAUAGUGAAGAUGCUGACUAUAAUAAGUUCAUUGAUAAUCUGAUGAAUAAGCGUCGUCAGGCAGCAGACAUGACUUCCAGUGCCAUUUCAUCAAUGGCACCAGCCAACACGAGCACUUCAGCACAAGCUUCUGCUCCUACAUUCCAAAGCAACCACCAACUUUCAACACAGUCCUCGCAGACAGGAAAUAAAAAUGAUUCAUCAUAUGACCGAAGAAGUUUGUCAAUUCCUGGUCCUAUUGGUGCAGGAAACGCAAUUCCUGGGACUCACCCUACUUUAGCACUGAAAAUUGUUAGUGUUCCAGUUACUUCAGAACAAAAUAAACUUCCACAGCCUAGUGGUAAUGUUGGCAGCAGCACUGCUGUUAGUAAUUCACAGUCUCAGAGUCAUGUACCACAACAGCAAAUGACACUUUCCCAGUCAGUAGAAUCUCUGUCAUCCAGUGCAAGGCCAGAUGGAUCUUCAAUGUUCAGCUCAAAAAGCUCAGGUUUCAUGUCCAAGAUCUUCGGUAAAUCUAAGGACAGCCAAGAAGAAUUGCAGCGUGAGUUGGCACAAAUGAGGAGACAAAGCCUUGCAUCCAUUGCUACUUCUGAACCCAUAACAAGCGUGGAAGAAUUUGUACCUGAUGAAGGAAUGCUAGACAGGUCAUUCUUGGAAGAUACGAGCGUUCAGGAACGAGGCACUCCACAGAAAAUUGAAGCAGAAUCAGAUAGUGAUGCUGAAACUGGCAAUCCAUUAGUUGCUGGUUUCCAGGAUGAUCUUGACCCAGAAGAUACUUUGCCAAACACCAUCACCCAUUAUGUCAACAGUGAUCAUACUGUAGACAUACUGAAAAAAAGAGAAUCUCUAUCCAGCUUAGAAAAUGAGGUCAUAAGCGAGAAUACAAAGACUGAUGAAAAGGAAGAACUUCACUUGAAUGGUGAAGUAGGGGAUAUUACUGCAGAUGCAUUAGAUACUUGGUUAAGUACCGACAGCAAGUGGCGACAGAGUCCAGAAGGUGGUGAAGACAGUACCCAUAGCAGCAAUAUUGUGAGAAAAGUUGAAGAGGCAGAGGAAGAGGAUGAGGACAACAGUGCUAGUCUAGCAUCAUCCAGUGUGCAUUUGGAACUGUUGGAACCAAAGCAACUGCAGCAGAGCUCUGGCAGUUCAAGUCCUAUUGUUCCCAGGGAAAAGAAGAGCAGGCAUAAAAAGAAGAAUGAAGAGAAAAGUAUGAAGAAAUACAAGAAAAAAAGUAGCAAGGAGAAGGAUUCCAGUAAGUCUCAGAAUGAUGAGAAAAAGAAAAAGAAGAAACCAAGUCGUAAAAUUUGUGAAGAUGAACAAGAACAUGAUGAAUUAGAAGAAUUUCUUAAUGGGCCAGGAUUAACACCCGUUGAUACAGCUUAUGAAGCCAUCUAGCAUAUGGUUGUGAUUAUCAGUGAAUUAAGAAAAAGGUCCACAAGGUUUGUUGAAGGCCAAGAAGUGUAGAAGAGGCUUUCAGCUAGGAACAGAACUACCGAGAAUCUUACUCUGCUGUUUCAACAUGCUUGUAACAGAAGUUCUUGUACAUACGCCUGGUACUUUGUUUUCUAAUUAUUUGUAAACAUAUAGUAUAUAAUUUUAUAAGUGCUCUAAUAUCUUUGUUGAUAUGUAACUUCCUAAUGCUGUUUUCAGUCUAAAUUUUAAAUAAUGUACAGUGCAGUUUAACUACAUAUAUAAUACAAUACUUGUUCCUUUCAGAUGAAAUUAAUUGUUAAUAACCAGUAUCGAUAAAGCAUUUUGUAACGCAGUGUUUUAAAGUAUUCUAAAUAUUUUUAUGCAUUCAAUUGUCAAUUAAUGACCACUAUGUUUCAGUGCCUCUUUCAUGAAUAUUGUUAAUGUGUUUUGCUCAUCUGAUUGGUGAAUACAUUGACAAAUGAGUAAGUUAA
Molecule: messenger RNA, 2971 nt
Organism: Zootermopsis nevadensis
Lineage: Eukaryota; Metazoa; Arthropoda; Insecta; Blattodea; Termopsidae
Product: rab-like protein 6
Cellular component (GO): nucleus; cytosol
Molecular function (GO): GTP binding; GTPase activity
Source: RefSeq, a predicted model, not a curated record